AUGGUCACUAUAGAGGAUUAUGAAGAUGGUGCAAACCCCGAAACGCAACAAAUACUUGACCACCUUAUAACAACCACCCAAGGGUCUUCGUUACAUACAGAGAAUGAUUUGCAGUCGUUAACACAAAACGCUUUGAACAGUUCCAACUCAAUCAUUGAUGAACAUCUUAGAUUUGGCUCUUGCAUUGCUUUGCAACAUAGCACAACGCUUAAAUAUUUAUCUAGUAAAUUACCUAUCAGUAACGAGACAUUGAAUAAUGGAAACAAAGAUCAGGUAUUUGCGGCGCGACGAAAAUCAGAGAAUGAAUUAUGGAUGGUGCUUCAAGGUUAUGGAGAGAGACGUCGGUUGAAAAUGGGAGAGAUUGUACCGUUUAACACACAAAUUCGACUUAAGCAUAUUAUAUCACGACGUUAUCUACGUUCACAUCCGGACUAUAGUGCUCCAAUUAGUGAUCAGCAAGAUGUUUGUCACGGUGAUGAACAUAUCAGUGACUUGAACGACAAUUGGCUCGUUCAGAGACAUAGCUACAGUAACUAUUAUGAUAAUUCUGGAUAUUGGCUAGCUGGAGAUGCAAUCACUUUAAGGCAUAUUCAAACUGGGGCUACUCUUCACAGCCAUAAUAUAAUGCUAGAUGAUGAUAACCAAGAAGUAACAUGUUAUGGACCAGGACACGAGGAGAACGAUAAGUGGAGGGCCGAACGAAUUGAAAAUAUAAGUGAUUUUAUUAGAAAUGCAUCGUAA
Molecule: messenger RNA, 741 nt
Organism: Funneliformis geosporum
Lineage: Eukaryota; Fungi; Glomeromycota; Glomeromycetes; Glomerales; Glomeraceae
Source: the annotation of a GenBank genome assembly